Cucumis sativus (cucumber) is the source of this 1468-nucleotide messenger RNA. RefSeq lists its product as uncharacterized. Gene Ontology annotation, biological process: regulation of DNA-templated transcription. The transcript is spliced from 5 exons. Gene Ontology annotation, molecular function: double-stranded DNA binding. NCBI's taxonomy places the organism in Eukaryota, Viridiplantae, Streptophyta, Magnoliopsida, Cucurbitales, Cucurbitaceae. The coding region runs from base 591 to 1250 and encodes 219 amino acids. The record is from RefSeq and is a predicted model, not a curated record.
GGUUUAAUAAAAGAAAGGAGGGGUUAUGUUAUGUGGUUGUGGCUUUAGGCUACAAGCAAAGGACACGAAGAUUGGUCUCUUAGUGUGAACAUACUCUGUGGUUCGCCCUUCUUCUUCUUCAAUCUCCGCCCCACAAUCUCAACUCUAAAUAAGCUGUUCACUUCCAAUCCCUCUAAUUUCAGUUCAAUUAAGAGAAUAUUCAUAUAUAUGCCCCCUUGAGCUUCUGAUCCUAUUCUGAACAACCAGUUCAACUCUGUACCUGUAUACUGCCGAUACUACCUUAUUGAAGAUGAUAUCAUAUGAUUCACUUCUGAUCGUUGAGAAAGACAUUGGUUGAAAUUUUUGCUGAAUGAUAUAAUAAAAAACGUAGUGGCUGCAUUGUUUGGAAGAUCAUGUCAGGUUGUGCAGUAACUUCUUUUUAACAUGCUGGAGUAUUCGCUAUUCGUUAAACGACAUCUUGACCAUGGGAUAAUCCCUAGAUCGGUGGGAUGUCUCGUGACAUAAGUCAAGGUUCAUGUAAGCUGACCUAUACACUCACAUGUAUCAAAAAAGAAUUGGAAGAAACUUUUGUGUGAGAUGGUACAUGCUUUAUGAAUGGGAUGCUAGGAAAGUCGUUGGCGUCCCCCAUAUCAACCAUUGAUUCUGCUACUCGUUUCUGCUGUUCUACUCGCUGCACUGCCACAGCCAUAUCAGAUGCUGUAUGUUCACAUGUGAGUUUCUCCUGUCAUUCUGCAAAGCAUACGAUAAAGGGUGUGAGAAGACAAAAUCCCUAUCCUAGGAAGUGGGAAAUCUGUUCAUCUACUCAAGUUGAAAGCUUAAUAUUAAGUGAUGAAGAUAAGAAGACAUGGGAGGCUUGUCGGCAAGCUCUGUCUGUGUUCAGCUUCAGUGUUGAGGAGCAAGAUAAGAUGCUUGGAAAGGCGUUCGGCCACAUUCAUUCACCCUACUGGGGUGAAGACAGAGAGAAGAAAGUUCCUAAUAUUGAAAUUGUAAAUGAUAUACUGGAAUAUCUGAGGACGCUUGGCCUUUCUAAUGACGAUCUCUCUAAGCUGCUAAAGAAAUUCCCGGAAGUUCUUGGCUGCAAUCUUGAGCAGGAGCUGAAAACCAACGUACAAUUGUUGGACAAAGAGUGGGGAAUUCAAGGCAAAUCACUAAGGAAUCUUCUUCUGCGUAAUCCCAAGGUAUUGGGUUAUUAUGUUGAUUGUAAAGGGGACUGCAUAGCAAAAUGCACCAGAUGCUGGGUUCGAUUCUAGGUACAUUUUCUUUUCAGAAUUUCUUAUAUUGACUAAUGAUAUUGAACUGUAGCCACAACACUGUAUUCAUGCAUAUUAAAUUGUUAGAAUUAAGAAUAUAAACGGUCAAACCUUGUACAACAAUUCAAUGUUCAGAGAAAGAUCUUCUUCAACUAAACACAUAAGAGUUCGAAAUUGUGAAAUGGGAAGCAAGACAAUUGAAUAUGUUUAGCUUAGCG